AUGGCGGAUCAUGACGGAGAAGGGGAGUCGAUAGAGUUUACGCCGACAUGGGUUGUUGCCACCGUCUGUACCGUCAUGGUUGGUGUCUCACUCGCCCUCGAACGCCUACUUCACUUCGCCGGAAAGAAACUAAAAAAAGAAGGCAGGAAGCCACUCUAUCAAGCUUUGCAAAAAGUCAAAGAAGAGUUGAUGUUGUUGGGGUUCGUUUCACUGCUAUUAUCUGUUUGUCAGUCGAGAAUCGUCAAGAUUUGUGUGAACGAGGAUACUACGAAGCAUUUUCUUCCAUGCUCAUUAGAUGCCAAAGAGAACCAUCAUACGCUUCGCGAAUUGCUUGAAAACAAACAUUCAUCAACGGGUUAUUGUGCUCUAAAGAAUAAGGUCCCAUUGUUAUCUCUGGAGGCAGUGCAUCAUCUACACAUGUUUAUUUUUGUACUUGCUAUCGUGCACGUGACAUUUUCUGUUCUUAUCGUUGUGUUUGGAGGGGCUAAGAUAAGCCAAUGGAAACAAUGGGAAGCAUCUACCAAGGAAGAUAAUUUGGAUACUUCAAAAGAACAUGAUUUCGUUGCGAAGCGCUUCGUGGGUGUUGGCAAACGUUCAGCUGUUUUAGGUUGGCUGCAAUCAUUCUUCAAGCAAUUUUAUGGAUCAGUCACCGAAGCAGAUUACAUUGCUCUACGAUUGGGAUUUAUUAUGAUGCAUUGCAGGGGAAACCAAAAGUUUAAUUUUCACAAAUACAUGAUGCGGGCUCUCGAAGACGAUUCUAGGAAGGUUGUAGGCAUCAGUUGGUAUUUAUGGGCAUUUGUUAUCAUAUUCAUGUUGCUGAAUAUUCACGGUUGGCAUACAUAUUUUUGGAUAGCUUUUAUACCCUUGAUCUUGCUACUUGCUGUGGGAACCAAGCUAGAACAUGUGAUCAUUCAGUUGGCUAAUGGAGUUGCUAAGACGCAAGUAGUCGUAGAAGGCGAACCAAUAGUGAAACCUUCAGAUGAGCACUUCUGGUUUCAUCGACCAAAGAUCGUUCGCCUUUUAAUACAUUUUAUACUCUUCCAGAACGCUUUUGAGAUCGCAUACUUCUUCUGGAUAUUGGUUCAAUUUGGUCUCCAUUCGUGCAUAAUGGGAAAAAUGAUUUACAUUAUCCCAAGACUCAUCAUCGGGGUCUUUAUACAAGUUUUGUGCAGUUAUAGUACUCUACCACUUUACGCGCUUGUCACACAGAUGGGAAGUAAUUUCAAGAAGUCGAUAUUUGAUGAGCACAUACAAGCGAGUCUUAUUAGUUGGGCUAAACAUGCCAAGAAAAAGAAGGGUCUACAUGAUGGCUCAGGGCAUGGUGGCGGCGGCAGCCAUGGUGGUGGUGGUACCGAGCUGCAAGGCAUUCAUAUCGCUUAAGAUUUGCAAC
Messenger RNA from Helianthus annuus (common sunflower), 1390 nucleotides. Its product is annotated as MLO-like protein 1. The coding region runs from base 1 to 1380 and encodes 459 amino acids. Gene Ontology annotation, biological process: defense response. NCBI's taxonomy places the organism in Eukaryota, Viridiplantae, Streptophyta, Magnoliopsida, Asterales, Asteraceae. Gene Ontology annotation, cellular component: membrane. The transcript has 14 exons. The record is from RefSeq and is a predicted model, not a curated record.